UUUUUGUUUCAGAAAAAACUUAUAAAAAUGUUUAUUUGCUAUAUAUGUGGUGCUUCUUUGAAACCAUUGAGUUUUUUUCAAAAUCAUCUACAACGCCAUAAUAGUAUUGGCGAAAUUGUUUAUCCAAUUAAAUGUUUACAGAAUGGCUGUAAAUGUACCUUUACAGCUUUCAUGUCGCUAGUUAGACAUAUAAAAUGUUAUCAUAAUAUUGAUAAUGAUUUUAUUGAUGAAAAUCCUGAGCCAAAAUCUACCAUGUGUAAUCCAUUAAAUGAUAAUCAUAACGAUUUGUUGCCUAGUUUUUCAGAAUAUUCAUUGCCUAGUUUCCCAGUGAGUUCUACAUAUCAAGUUGAUACUUAUCAUGAAAAAACAUUAGAAUAUAUUGGUUCUUCAUUAGUUUCUUCAUUGCGAGCAAACAGUAGUGUUCCAUAUUAUAUUAUACCUGAAAUAAUUGCUUCUGUUAACAAUAUUUCACAAUCAUUAGUUUCCUAUAUUGGUAAUGCUGCUUUAUCAGUUUUAGAUGACAUUGGAGCAAAUGAUUCCACUCGAACGUUGUUUAAGAGUAAGUUAGAAAGUAGCUUAAUACAUUGCAAUGAGCCACUCAAGUUUCUUGACACAUUGUAUAAACAAGAUAAACACUUAGAAAAGAAUUCUCUUUUUGUAACUCCUGAAACUUGCAACAUGGGCCCUCCUAGAUAUGAAACUAAUGAAGGAAUUUCUAAGAUUGUUUAUGACACUUUUCAAUAUAUAUCAGUAGAACAAACGCUAAAAUCACUUCUUCAUAAUCCCCAAUAUAUAGAUGCUUUAAAUUUUAAUAAACAAAAAAAAGGAAUUAUAAAAAACUUUUCUGAUGGCCAAGCAUGUAAAAACCAUGAACUUUUUAGUGAUUACAGCAAGAUUUCUUUAAAAUUACAGUUGUUUUAUGAUGGAAUGGGGACAUCUAAUCCACUUCGUGGACAGCCUUCACUGUGUAGUAUUGGAGUCUUUUACUUUGCUGUUUUAAACUUACCUGUAAAGUAUAAUUCCUGUUUUACAAAUGUUCAUUUGGUGGCUUUGUGCUAUUCUCAUGAUAUUAAAGUAUAUGGAUUUGAUGCUAUUCUUGAAAAAUUUUCAUUUGAAAUGAACAAGUUAAGUGAAAUUGGCAUUUCAGGUGAAUUUCCAAUAAUUGGUAGGAAUGUAGUUUAUGCCAGUCUUGCUCAGGUUGCCUGUGACAAUUUGGCUUUAAACUCUAUAUUUGGUUUUAUUGAAUCGUUUUCUGGCAGCCACUUUUGUACCUUAUGCUAUGCAACUAGUAAUGACAUUCAAAUCUACUUUACUGAAGAUAAAUUUGAAAUGAGAACAAUUCAAAAAUAUGAAAUAGAUGUUGGAAAUGUUCAAAGUGGCAAUGUAGGGAAUAAAAAUCACUGUAAAGGAGUAAAGAAAGCUUGUGUUUUAAAUUCAAUCAAAGGGUUUUAUGUCACUUCAAACUUUAGCUUAGAUAUCAUGCACACUGUACUUGAAGGUGUUGUUGUUAUAGAGUUAGGUGCUGUCCUGUAUUGUUUGUCUGUCGAAAAACGUUUUUUUACCCUUGGUGAGUUGAACAAUCGCCUAUCUCACUUUUGGUCAAUGGUUAAUGUUGACAAAAAGAAUAAAUUGCUAGAACUCAACAAAUUGGAAGUUCCAGGACAUGGGCUAUCACCAAGUAUGAAAGCCAUGCAGAUCUGGUCCUUACUUUUGUAUUUGCCGCUUAUUGUUUGUGAUUUUGUUCCAGAGAAGGAUGAACAUUGGAAGUUUCUACUAGAAUUAUCUACUUUAGUUGAUUUGAUUUUUGCUCCAAAAUUUACAACAGGAAUGGUAACAUACCUUAAAUAUAUCAUAGCGAGCCAUUUGGAAAAUUUUAAAUUUUUUUUUGGGAAUCACACUCGUCUUCGUCCCAAACAUCAUUUUUUGGUUCAUUUACCAACAAUUAUUAUGAAUUCUGGACCUCUUAUUGGAAUGAACUGUCUAAAAUAUGAAUUAAAAAAUUCAUUUUUCAAAAGAUCUGCGCAUAUUGUAAGCAAUUUUAAAAAUAUAUGCUUCACUCUAGCCAAAAGACAUCAACACAAUGCCUUACAUCAUAGAUUAUCAAGUGCUUAUAUGCGUAAUUUAAUAAUUUCUGAAAGUCAUGAUGUGGUACCAAUUUGUAGUCUUCAUUAUUCACAAGUACUUUUGGACACUUUUCAUAGUAAACCUACUGAUGAUAUUUUUGUUGCAUUCAAAAUUAAAAGGGGAUCUCUUCAAUACAAAACAAACCACCAUCUUACUAUUAGUGAAGAUGAAGAUUAUCCUGUUUUCGGAAAAGUUAUCAGCUUUGUUAGUAUCAGGGAUGAGUCCUCAUGGUUUGUUGUAUUGUCUAAGCUUAACACACUUAAAUUUGUGGAGCAUUGCCACUGCUUUCUGGUCGAAGAUGUCAAACCAGUUACAUAUCUUGUUAUAAAUUUGGAUGAACUUAUUGAUGAUCAUCCUGUUUUAUCGUAUCAAAAAGAAAAUGCAUAUUAUAAAAGGCAACAAUAUCAUGUGUUUAAGGAAUAAAUUAAAGAAGUGUUAAAACUUUUUUAUAUUUUUUUAAAAAUACCAAAAUUGGUAUUAUUGAAUUGUCAUGUUGAUUGUUUUGAACUAUAUUUGAUUAUUUGAAUAAUAAUUAUUGCAAUGUCAUUGUUAAUUAUUUUGUUGUUUAUUUUUUUGUUGCAGUUAUUUUUUUUCUUUUUAGUUACUAUAGUUAUUAAAUUAUUAUGUUAAUUAUUUUUUAUUUUAAUUAGUUAAAAUUGUUAUAUUUUUAUUUAAUCCUUCUAUUGUUAGGCUCUAUUUUUUUGUUGCAAUUGUUUUUACCUUUGUUAUCUAACCACUCCUUAAAAUGGUUCCAUAACUUAGCAGCAUUAAAAGAUAUUUUUUAAAUCAAUUUAUUCAUUUGAGUUUAUUCUACAGUAAUUCAAGUAUGGAAGAAUAUAUAUUUGUUGGUGCAUAUAUAGAUGAAGGUAUAACAUUAGAAAUAUUAAAUUUACUUGAUGAUGAUGAUUUAAAAGAAAUUGGUUUCAAUAUGGCUUCAAGAAGAUUACUAAUUCAAUGGAUCCGUGCUCAAUCAUCAACAUCUGGUAAUCAGGGAAAUAUUGUAACUUCUAAAAUAAUGUCAACAGAGAGCAAAGAUAUUAAAAUACCUACAAAUACUACAACAAUGAUCAUAGCAGAGCAACCACAACAAGCUACUUCUUCAAUUUCCGACUGGUCUGUUGAAGAAAUACUAAAUAAAAUGACCAUGACAAAGAUAAAAGGAGCAGAAUUAGUUGAUAAGCUAAAAAGAAUGGAGGAAAUAAACAAGAAAGAAUUUUUUUAGUUAAGAUUCUUGGUAGAUAUCUUAU
Messenger RNA from Hydra vulgaris (swiftwater hydra), 3371 nucleotides. Lineage: Eukaryota; Metazoa; Cnidaria; Hydrozoa; Anthoathecata; Hydridae. The record is from RefSeq and is a predicted model, not a curated record.